Messenger RNA from Eptesicus fuscus (big brown bat), 1450 nucleotides. It is a transcript of the gene DTWD2, whose product is annotated as DTW domain containing 2. Bases 31 to 921 code for a protein of 296 amino acids. The record is from RefSeq and is a predicted model, not a curated record. The transcript is spliced from 6 exons. Lineage: Eukaryota; Metazoa; Chordata; Mammalia; Chiroptera; Vespertilionidae.
CAGUGUGACAGCCGGAGCUGCGUCCCUGCCAUGGACCCGCAGAAAGAGGCGCGAACAGCCCGGGACCCGGGCGCGCAGCCGCCGGCCUCGCAGUCCCAGACGCCGAAGGAGGAGGAGCGGCGGGAGAGCGGCGAGGCGCCGGCGGCGGCCCUGGGCGAGGAGGACGUGGACGCCAGUGCGGACGGGCUGUGGGAGCUGCCGGUGGAGCCGGCUGAGCGGAGGCCCGAGUGCAGCCGGUGCAGCCGGCCUCAGAAAGUGUGUUUAUGUCCGUUUCUACCAGUGCAUCCUCUGCACAUCUCUACCUACUUGUACAUAAUUCAGCAUCCGGCAGAGGAAAGCAAAGUGUUGCGGACAGUUCCUCUACUAGCAGCAUGCCUCCCCCAGGACAAGUGUAAAGUCAAGAUUGGUCGUCGUUUUAGUGAAGAAAGAGAUCCUGAACUUUCAGCUGUUUGUCGGAAGUCUGGUACAUUAAUAUUAUAUCCAGGUGCUGAAGCUGAUAAUUUGGAAGAGUUUAUAUUAGAUUCUCCUACUUAUCCUUCCACAAUCAUCAUCAUCGAUGGUACAUGGAGCCAGGCUAAGGACAUUUUCUAUAAGAAUUCCUUGUUCCGACUGCCCAAACAGGUGCAGUUAAAAACUAGCAUUUCUAGUCAGUACGUAAUUCGGGCACAACCAACUAAUAGGUGCCUGUCUACACUGGAGUGUGCAGCUGUUGCUCUUUCCAUCUUAGAGAAAAAUAAUUACAUACAAGAGACUUUGCUUCGCCCUCUUCGAGCUUUAUGUUCCUUCCAGCUUCAGCAUGGUGCUCAAAUUCGCCUCAGCAAGGAACACCUUCUGAAAAAUGGAUUAUAUCCUAAGCCGAUGCCAAAGAACAAACGCAAACUCAGGAAGAUGGAACUGUUAAUGAACAGUGUUAAAAUUUAGCACAAAUGUUCUUAUGGUGCUAUUUAUGGUGUCUUCAGUUGACAGUACCAUCUUAAGUUUUUUUUUUUAAAUUUCUUUAUUGAUUAAGGUAUUACAUAUGUGUCCUUAUUCCCCUAUUACCCCCACCUCCCAUUCAUGCCCCCACCCCCCUGUUGUCUGUGCCAUCUUAAGUUUUCAUACAACUUAAGUCUGUGGGGUUUUUUGGUUGUUUAAAGAAUGAGGGUUGCAUACUAAAGUUGUCCAGAAGAAGGACAUAAAUCAUAUAGCCAUGAAAGCAAAUAAAGAAGCAAAAUUAAACUGACUCAGUAAAAAGCAAGAUUCCAUGCUGUAUUUGCUUUUAAAAAUGUGCCUCUAAUACAUUUUUUCAAGUCCAUAAUUGAAAUGGGAUUAGUUGUUAAGCUGGGUUAGAAGUACUUUUUUAAAAUGGAAGGAAAUCCUUGUACCUGAUUGGGAUAGUCAUGUUUCCAUUACUGUUUUAUAGAUAAUUAGGUAUAGACCUGUAAUAGAUGACACCUCCAUCAAUUUGCAA